CGCGUAUCGUGAACCUGCCAUCAGUAAGGUCACAACGUUCCUUAACUUCCUUUUUCGUCACUUAUUUUCCCACAUAAAAGCAUCUCACACUGUGAACCAUCAUGAUAACGCCUCCUUAUGCGAUGCUAACAUGAUUGAAAUAUUGACAUAGUACUGUCACUGCCGUCCAGUCAGGGCCUCAUUGUACGUUGUACAUUGCACCGCCUUGAAUUGACGCCCGCUAGUAAUGCACAAAUAGUAAACGGGAUGCAUACGAUGUAACGAUAUAUGAUAAUUUGGGAUUUCCCCCACAUAUUCCUCUGCCAUUAUUUCACCUCAAAGUGCGGUGAAUAAUGCGCUUACUACUGACCAUAUUCAUCUUCCUUUGUCUUGUUGGAGCCAUCCAAGCUCAAGCUGCACCUAAUACAACAAAUGCAACUAGUAGUACUCCUACACCCCACAGUUCUGAACUCCCACCAUCAUUGACGAGCAGAAGCUUAUGGACCAUCGUCUCUAGCUCUGUUCUCACUCUCUUUGCGUGCACAUACAGUGCUAUUCACCCUAAUAUUCUGAGUCCCAAGGAUAGCCCAUAUGGUAUCCUACGGCGACAAUUAGGCAUCAUCAUAAUGGCACUAAUCGCCCCUGAACUGAUCGUCACAUGGGCUAUGCGCCAGUGGUUCAGCGCCCGCUGUGUUACAAUACAGUUCGAGAAAUCAGGCUAUCCCAAUAUUCGCCCGGAGUCUGAAGAACAAUACGUUCAAGGUCCCCAACUUUACACUCUAUCUCGCACCCCAAAUACGUCUUCUCGUGACUCGCCUGCUUCUCAAGAUCAAGAUACCACCCGGGUUCUCUUAGCGCAUCCUGAAGCGCCCACCCCAAGAUAUGGGGGGACUCGUGUUCUUGCGAAGCCAUUCAACAAGUUGUUUAAGGGUUAUCUUUCAGAGCAAUAUGAAGAUUAUGCGUGGACAUUUACGAAGCCCCUCAAGAAGAUGUUUAAGACCUAUGUUUCAGAGCGUUCUGAAGAUCAUACGUGGACUCAGACGCACAGCUUCUUUGUGCUGAUGGGUGGUUUCAUGCUUUAUGUGGACGGGGAACCCUACCUUACACUACGGCCUGAUGACAUUCUGGAACUGACACGUAAAGAGUGUAUCGACGUCCCUAUCCUAACGGCAAACCAAAUCUACGACAGGAGCAAAGGCAAUGCGAUAUCGAAAGGAUUGGUCAUGCUUCAGGUGGCCUGGUUUGUUACGCAGCUCAUCAUCCGCACCUUCCAUCGCCUCGAAGCCGCCCAGCUCGAAGUGGGCACACUCGCUUUCGCGGUUCUCAAUUUCCUAACUUAUGCUGUGUGGUGGGACAAGCCUCUCAAUGUGCAAUGUCCACAUCCAGUGUACUGGAAGUCAACCGAGUCAAGGCCAGAGGAUUACAUCAAUCUCAGUGACAGAGACAAACCCGCUCGGCUUGGGAUCUUCUCUCCAGUUCUCAGCCCAAUUAUAGAAUUGAUAGGCUUGUUUGACGUUCCCACAUCCAUAAUGCUCCGAGUUCCAACAUUUGAUGGCAGUAUCAAACUCAAACGUUCGGACAUGAUGGUCAUUCAGCUUGCUGCACUGAGUAUGGCAACCAUAUUUGGUGGCAUCCAUUGUACGGCUUGGUUUUUGGUCUUCGCCACACAUCAGGAACAGCUCCUAUGGCGCGUAUGUGCCCUCACUAUAACUGGCACACCCUGGCUUUUCUAUUUUGCGACUUCCACAUUUGAUUCAAGAGGUACAGCAGUCCUGAUAUUCCUAUAUUUUCUGAUUGGAUUGGUAUCUAUCAUACUGUACAUCACAGCUCGUGCCAUCCUCUUGAUACUUAUGUUCACCUCGUUGCGCUAUCUUCCUGUUCAAGCGUACAAGACGGUGAAUUGGGUUAGUUUGGUGCCGCACUUGUAGUUCCUGAUUACGGUACUUGUGAUACGCCUCGUACUUUUGUAGUUAUAUCCAGAUGUAGCAUUUUUGUAGUCGACGAUGGACCUCAGGCUAGGUAGUAGUAGGUAGUAGUACGUAUACCCAAAUACACGAUCACAUGGUGAUAUGACGUGAAC
This is a messenger RNA of Suillus subalutaceus, 2059 nucleotides long. RefSeq lists its product as uncharacterized. The record is from RefSeq and is a predicted model, not a curated record. Lineage: Eukaryota; Fungi; Basidiomycota; Agaricomycetes; Boletales; Suillaceae. The coding region runs from base 333 to 1907 and encodes 524 amino acids. The transcript is spliced from 6 exons.